ACGACUGCAGGGUACCUGCAACUGGAUAUUGGAACGCCCCGAGUUUCACGAUUGGAGGGAUACAGACUCAGAGGUGGCCAAAGUGCUGUGGAUUUAUGGGCACGCUGGAUAUGGAAAGACGAUGUUGUGCACAAGAGUUAUCACCGAUCUAGAAGCCAACUUCCCACACUUCCCACUCGCAUACUACUUUUUUUCAUCUCAAUCUGAAAGUCGCGCGGACCCUUUCAUUGUCGUCAGAUCCUGGAUCUCUCAAAUAAUCUUGAAAAAGGAAAGGCAUGGAGAAGCAAAACAUACUUGUGCGUUCAAUCUAGCGCGCGAGCGAUGGGAGAACACAGAUGGACGGCCCGCCUCGCAGGCCGAGAUCAUGGAGCUUUUUGCGGCAAUCGCCCAGAGUACACCCAACUGUGUUUUCAUUGUUGAUGGUCUUGACGAGUGUACGGGUACCCGAUACUCCCUGGAAGAAUUUAUGGCAUCUCUCAAGCAAGCUGUCUCUAACAGCAAGUCGCGGCUUAUUAUCUUCAGCCGCAACGAAUCAGAUAUUAGGAACGGCUUGCGUGUAGAAGUAAGCAGCAAUGCAUGGGACUUGAUAGAGUAUUGUAUAAGCCCCGACGACGUGAAGCCCGACGCUACGCUAUUCUCGCAUAGCAUUGUCAACCGGCAGUUACAAAAUAAAGACAAAUCCGACCGUGAAUAUCUCGCAGAUCGGAUGGCCGAUCGGUUCGACUCGAUGUUCCUAUGCAUCAAAAUGCUAGAGGAGCAGCUACGAGGCGGGAAGAACGUGAGACAACUACAGAAAGUAGUCGAGCAAGCCCCUACAAAUUUAGCUAAUCUUUAUGAUCACAGUUGGGCAAGAAUCAUGAAACUACCAGAUGCCGAUAGAAUCCGAGCUAUGGCAAUUAUAAGAUGGGCCACAUUCGCAUUACGUCCGAUGACAGUUAGGGAGAUCACAGGCGCGUUGCUUCUUGCUGACGUGGAAUGCGAUGACAUAUCAGAAAGACUUCCUGAUGCUAUUGACAAGGAAUAUAUCGCAACCGAAAUCCUGGGUCUUUGUGCAUCUCUUGUUGAGACUCGGGGACCAAACUCGGAUUUCGGGUUGCUGACCGUCCACUUGACGCAUUUCUCAGUCAGAGAUUAAGAUCCUCGAACGAGGCAAUGCAAAACAACAUUUUGGCAAUAACAUGCCUCCGCUACCUGAACUGUGAUGAAGUUUGGGAAAAGUCACAUCAAGGAGAAGAGGGCGAUGUCAUCCAAGCAUUCCAACAGUACGCCGCAUUUUUAUGGCAUAACCAUGUCAAGCCAGGCACAGCCAACUCGAAGAAUGUGAUUGAAUACGUCAAUGCCUUUUUCCAUCCAUCUUGCAGCAAUUGGGAAGAAUGGAGAAAGGUAGUCGAUGCUGCCCCGGAAGACAACCUGUUAAAAUAUGAGGGGAGUAUUCAAUCAGGAAGUCGACUAUUCUACGCAUCGUUACUAGGUCUCCUAGAUACUAUUUUAUAUCUGACCGGAAAUGCCAGAUUAGAUAUAGACUAUGUGGAUGCGUCUAGUCGUACAGCUUUACUUGCGGCUGCCUUCAAAGGGUGGAAGUUGGGAUGUAUCCGGCUUCUGGAGGAAGGGGCCGAUCUAACAGUUCCAGAUAAAGAUAGGUGGGCGCCACUCCAUAUGGCCUCAAGUAAAGGCCACCUUGAAAUAGUCAGGCUACUGCUCGAGAAAGGGGCCGA
Hypoxylon fragiforme is the source of this 1715-nucleotide messenger RNA. RefSeq lists its product as uncharacterized. The record is from RefSeq and is a predicted model, not a curated record. Bases 122 to 1135 code for a protein of 337 amino acids. NCBI's taxonomy places the organism in Eukaryota, Fungi, Ascomycota, Sordariomycetes, Xylariales, Hypoxylaceae. The transcript has 2 exons.